Molecule: messenger RNA, 1347 nt
Organism: Ilyonectria robusta
Lineage: Eukaryota; Fungi; Ascomycota; Sordariomycetes; Hypocreales; Nectriaceae
Product: thiamine diphosphate-binding protein
Exons: 2
Coding region: 1-1347 (448 amino acids)
Biological process (GO): branched-chain amino acid catabolic process
Molecular function (GO): oxidoreductase activity, acting on the aldehyde or oxo group of donors, disulfide as acceptor
Source: RefSeq, a predicted model, not a curated record
AUGAAGUCCCGGACUCUGCGGCACGUCGCCCAGCGGACCGCCGCUCUGGCCAGACCAUCCAUGCCCACCUUCGUUCGAGCGGCUAGCAGCAUCUCCCAGCGCCCUAAUUCGGACCAUGUCUCGUUCCCCGGAGCGCUGAAGAGCGCCUUCGUGAAUAGUCUCAAGUUUGAGGACCCCGAAUCGUACCCGGCCCUGCCCACGUAUCGCGUGGUGGACCAGCAUGGCGUAGUCGUGGACCCGUCCUUCACGCCCGACAUUGCGGAUGAGGAGGUCAUCCGGCUAUACAAGGACAUGCUGUUUAUUUCAAUUAUGGACUUGAUCAUGUUUGAUGCCCAGAGACAGGGUCGGCUGAGCUUCUACAUGGUGAGUGCAGGUGAGGAGGCUGUCAGCGUGGGGUCCUCCAGCGUCCUCGACCGGGAGGACGUCAUGUUCUGCCAGUACCGCGAACAGGGCGUUUUCAAAGAGCGUGGGUGGACGGUAAAAGAAUUUAUGGCUCAGCUGUUCGCCAACAAGAACGAUCCAGGGAGGGGUAGGAGUAUGCCGGUGCACUACGGAAGCAAGGAAUUGAACAUCCACUCCAUCUCAUCACCAUUGGCAACUCAGCUUCCGCAGGCGUCAGGGGCGGCUUAUGCCUUGAAGAUGCAACGGUUACAGGACCCCAAUGUCAAGCCUCGUGUGGUUGCCGCCUUCUUUGGAGAAGGAGCCGCAAGCGAGGGAGAUUUCCAUGCAGCAUUGAACAUUGCUGCUACAAGGUCAUGUCCUGUCAUCUUUAUCUGCCGAAACAACGGCUACGCAAUCUCAACACCGACGCUUGACCAAUACCGUGGUGAUGGUAUUGCUAGUCGUGGGCUGGGCUAUGGAAUUGACACGAUCCGUAUCGAUGGAAACGACAUCUGGGCAGUACGAGAAGCGACCAAGAAGGCUCGAGAAAUGGCACUCCAAGAUGGCGGGAAGCCGGUCCUCAUUGAGGCAAUGACCUACCGUGUAUCGCAUCACAGCACAUCGGACGACUCGUUUGCGUACCGCGCGCGUGUUGAAGUCGAGGACUGGAAGCGCCGCGACAACCCCAUAACGCGGCUGCGCAAGUGGAUGGAGGCUAAGGGUAUCUGGGACGAGGCCAAGGAGAAGGAGGCGCGAGAUAGCUUGCGUAAGGAGAUCCUGAAGGGAUUCAGCGAGGCGGAGCGCGAGAAGAAGCCGCCGAUCCGGGUGAUGUUUGAGGAUGUGUACGAGGAGAUGACGGAAGAUUUGAAGGCGCAGAUGAAGGAGCUCAAGGGUAUGCUCGACAAGUAUCCGGACGAGUAUGACGUGGGGGAGUUUGAGGGGGGUAAAGAUAGUUUGAAGGAUUGA